CUUCUUUUCUUUGUCUACCACAUAUCCAGUACCAUCACCUCCUAAGACCCUGCAAGCCUGCAUCGAGAUAUUGCUUUGCUUGAUAGAGCUUCUUUCUUUUGGCAUUGAUUUUGUUCCUUUGGAUAAGAUCGCUGCACCAACAGUCUAACGCCUCCAACAAAGAGGUUUUGUUUUCUCUGUUGGUCAAUUAGAUACCUACAGCGACCGUCCACCCCUCACGCGACCAUCAUCCAUUCUUCCUUCCGCCCAACAAUUCAGAAAGAAGCAACAAAGCAAAGCAAAAUAGGGUUUCGCAAAACUCCGCGCCCCCCCUCGUAUUUCUAUCAUUCACUACUACCUCCGUAUCUUAUUCCCGUCAAUCUCUUCUUUUCUCUUUAAGAAACCAUUGAAACCUUCAAACCUCCAAGAGUCACAGUUCCCUCGUCAUUGCCGUUGCGGCUAUCUAUUCGCUGCGCUACUACACAAAGAAGGCAUAAAAACCAAGCUGUUUCCUCUCCAAGUGUAAGUGGGCAUGACCCGUUGACGUUGGCACCCUUGUCCCGCUGCUCCAAAGACCAUCCUCUCCCCCCGCUUCUCCAACCAACCCGAAACGACCCGCGCUCCCCCCCGUUUCGUGACAACCUCACAAGGAAUCCCCCAGCCUGCAAACAAAAAGACCGCCUUACUAUCUAUUUCGAAAAUACCUUUCAAUCCAAUUAAAACCCAGUUGAUUGGUCUCGGAAAGUCGGUGUAGCAUUGGGAGCGGACUUCAGGCGCUGCAGAGUUUCGUUAGGAAGCCAGCUUCCCGAGGCGUCCGACUAAAACAGUCGCACACUUACCGCCAAGGACUGGACAUCCGUUGGACCGCCCAGAUUAGCUCCCGUAAAUUGCCGAGCCGACUUACACCUCUGGGCGGCCCAACGGCCUUGGCUGAUGAUCCCGCGGUUCAACACCAUGUAUAGCACUAAGCUUGCAACGAAGCUCACCCUGGCCUGUCACAAUAAGCCAAUGCAGAGUCACUGCAGAGUCCGUACUGUUCAUAUCUGGGAAAUAUGCAAUGGGACAUAAUACGCCGCUACCGGUCUACUACUGGCGCUCCCGUGGAGCCGACGCUUUGGGAAUGUUGAUACUAACUCCCCGGUGUCAAUUCUCACUAGAUCCCUGCUUGCAAUCUCCGUUCCCAACGUUAACUGUGCUUCCUCAACCCUUAAGAAGAAGCCCGCCUCGCAUAAUAGGAGCUGGUCCCAUUGUUGACGAGACACCUGGUUCCUUUCGCUUCUGCCCGCUCAGUGGUUAGCACUUACAUUUCUUUCUUGAAUCGCUCAUAAACUCUCGAUCCACCAUUUCUCAGUCUUCGACUUCCUAGACAUCAUGUCAAAUAGUAUCAAACAGGCGGCUGAAGCAGUUCGAUCCAGAACAUCAGAAGUUAUGGGUGGCGCAGGAAAGGGAUCUGGAGGCGAGACCGCAGCGGUUGCCAAUGACUUCCUGCAUACGCCUUUUAUGCGCGCCGCAUUACCAUUCCUGAAUGGUGGUGCCGCCGGCAUGGUUGCCACCACAGUCAUCCAGCCUGUCGACAUGAUCAAAGUCCGACUCCAACUUGCCGGCGAAGGCAUAGCUGGCGGCGUCAAGCCAACACCGCUCUCCGUUACGCGCGACAUUCUCGCCAGUGGCAGGGCUUUGGACCUCUACACAGGACUCUCGGCCGGUCUCCUUAGGCAAGCCGUAUACACAACGGCGCGCCUGGGUUUCUUUGACACAUUUAUGGGCACGCUUACCGCAAGGGCAAAGGAAAGUGGAUCGGCGAUUGGCUUCAAGGAGCGAGCUGCAGCAGGCCUCUCGGCAGGUGGUCUCGCGGCUAUGAUUGGCAAUCCGGCAGACCUUGCCCUUAUCCGCAUGCAGAGCGACGGACUUAAGCCCAAGGAGGCGAGGCAAAACUACAAGUCAGUAAUAGAUGCACUGGCGCGCAUCACAAAGAAUGAGGGGAUCGCAGCACUCUGGUCGGGCGCAACGCCAACGGUGGUGCGAGCCAUGGCUCUCAACUUUGGACAGCUCGCCUUUUUCAGUGAAGCCAAGGCGCAACUCAAGAGCAGGACCGAGUUGAACCCCCGUGUGCAGACCCUCACUGCCAGUGCGGUUGCCGGAUUCUUUGCCUCUUUCUUCUCGUUGCCCUUCGACUUUGUCAAGACAAGACUGCAGAAACAACAGCGCGGCCCCGACGGAAAACUUCCGUAUAAGAACAUGAUUGACUGCUUCGGCCAGGUGGCCAAGCAGGAGGGCCCGUUGAGAUUCUACCGUGGUUUCUGGACCUACUAUGUUCGCAUUGCCCCACAUGCGAUGGUCACCCUGAUCGUUGCCGAUUAUUUGGGCUGGAUAACAAAGUAAACCCGCGAGAGCCUGGUCUUUGUUUGUGAUGUGGCUUCGUUGCAGCAUUUUCAAUGGUUAUUUAUUGGGUUGGUAUGUCUUGUUGUCUCUGCUUGCUGUGUGAGAUUGGAGUUUAGGCAGAUCGAGUCUUUGUUUUUAUUUUUGCUUAUCAGGUUUGGGGGGUAAAGAGACCGAAGAUCAUGUUUAUACUCUUUUUGGAAGUCCUAACAUGAACACGAGACCGUGAUUUAUAUAAAAUCAUUACCUAUACCUCAAAAAUAUAGACCGAAAAGGUAGAUUGGUUCCAUAUUUUCGAAUUUGUCGCCAAA
Messenger RNA from Pyricularia grisea, 2669 nucleotides. RefSeq lists its product as uncharacterized. Gene Ontology annotation, molecular function: oxoglutarate:malate antiporter activity. NCBI's taxonomy places the organism in Eukaryota, Fungi, Ascomycota, Sordariomycetes, Magnaporthales, Pyriculariaceae. The transcript has 4 exons. Gene Ontology annotation, biological process: transmembrane transport. The coding region runs from base 1351 to 2361 and encodes 336 amino acids. The record is from RefSeq and is a predicted model, not a curated record.